UCGCCUUGUACUGUAACCCACUCGAAUUUUAACCAGUUGCUUUAAAAAUUAUAAAAUGUUAAACCCUCGAUUGAUUACCCAGUUGUCCAGAGAGCCCCUAAGGGCCUUCCAGUUUGGACGCGGUGGCUGCCGACGAGGUCUCAAGGUCGCCGUUGUGGGUGCGGGGGGUGGCAUUGGACAGCCGCUGUCCCUUCUGCUCAAGCAAAAUCCCCACAUCUCCACUCUCUCCCUGCACGACUUGAAGAAUACUCCCGGAGUGGCGGCGGAUCUGUCGCACAUCAACACCCGGGCCACGGUCUGCGCAUUCGAGGGCAAGGAUGGCUUGAAAAAGGCAUUGGAUAAGGCGGAUAUAGUGGUGGUUCCGGCCGGAAUGCCCCGUAAACCCGGAAUGAAGCGGGAAGAUUUGGUGGGCGUUAAUGCCAGCGUGGCCUGUGAAGUGGCCUUUGCGGCCAGCGAUGCCUGUCCCGGCGCCCUGUUGGCCUUCAUCACGAAUCCCAUCAAUGUAAUAGUUCCAAUUGUGGCCACGAUCCUCAAGGCAAAGGGAACCUACGAUCCGAAUCGACUCUUUGGCGUUACGAGCCUGGAUGUGGUGCGGGCCAAGGCCUUCGUUGGCGAUUUACUCAAUGUCGACCCACAAACUGUGGAUGUGCCCGUCAUUGGUGGCCACACUGGUCGCACCAUCCUGCCGAUCCUGUCGCAGUGCGAUCCUCCCUACAAGGGCACCGAUGAGGAGCGAGAGGCUCUGAUCCAUCGCAUCCAGGAGGCGGGCACAGAGGUGGUCAAGGCCAAAGAUGGACUGGGAUCAGCCACCCUAUCGAUGGCCUACGCCGCCUCCAGCUUCGUGAACUCCCUGAUCAAGGGAAUCAAGGGAUCAGAUGGUGACGAGUGCAUUGUGGAGUGUGCCUAUGUGGAGUCCGAUGUCACCGAGGCCAAGUUCUUCGCCACCCCACUGAUCCUGGGGCCACAGGGCAUCAAGGACAAUAUAGGACUGCCCGAACUGGAUGAUGUGGAGAAGCAGGCCCUGGAUUGUAUGCUGCCGAUCUUGAAGGAGAGCAUCGCAAAGGGUAUCAAGUUGGGCGAGGAUAUGGUCGACCAUUGUUAAUAUCAAUUAAAAUA
Molecule: messenger RNA, 1116 nt
Organism: Drosophila suzukii
Lineage: Eukaryota; Metazoa; Arthropoda; Insecta; Diptera; Drosophilidae
Product: malate dehydrogenase, mitochondrial
Biological process (GO): tricarboxylic acid cycle; carboxylic acid metabolic process
Cellular component (GO): mitochondrion; cytoplasm
Molecular function (GO): L-malate dehydrogenase (NAD+) activity
Source: RefSeq, a predicted model, not a curated record